This is a messenger RNA of Pocillopora damicornis (cauliflower coral), 697 nucleotides long. RefSeq lists its product as uncharacterized. NCBI's taxonomy places the organism in Eukaryota, Metazoa, Cnidaria, Anthozoa, Scleractinia, Pocilloporidae. The record is from RefSeq and is a predicted model, not a curated record.
UGAGCAGGCAACAUCUAACGGCGUCACAAUCAAUAUUUAGCUUUAGACAAGACAAUCCUCGUCGAUGUGUUUAUAACCAAACCCAACUUAAACGAUCAAAGUACAGCAACAGAGCAACAUGGCGUGCAGUAGCAGGACAAGAAUGAUAGCAUUUGUCGUUGUGUUCAUGAUUGUUGGGGUAUUUGGUCAGUCCCCCUCAACAUCAGUGGCUCCUACCUCAUUAGUAGAAACUGAGUCACCAUCACCAUCUCCAACACAGGCCGCGAUGUCACAAUCUCAGUCAUCCGCAGUGUCACAGGUCAUCCCAUCAUCAGUUCCAGAGCCCGCAACACCUUCGAUGUCACAACCCAUGUCACCCCAAGCAGCCACAUCCAUAAUGUCACAAGUGAUGUCAGAGUCCAUGGUCACAUCCACUUUAGAAAUUAUGUCACCAUCUCCGUCACAAACCCCGUCACCAACCACGUCACCAACAACAUCAGUAACCACGUCACCAACAACAUCAGCAACCACGUCACCAACAGCGUCACCAACCAUGUCACAACCAAAAGAGCCCCCAACAUCACCAACGUCAACUUCUGGAAAGCCAGGAAAAGAGGGAGGCAAAGAUGAGGGGAAGGGCGUUGAGGAAAUUGGUACGUAUCCCGCCAGUCUUGGAUACUUCGGUACUUCAUGUCUCUUUGGCAAAGAUAGAUAUUAG